UUGACAUUUGACACCGCAUGCAUGUUGUCAUGCUGUGUGUUGUGCAUGUGCUUAACUGCUUAUGUUGUUAUUGAAAUGUUCCAGGAAAAUCUUCUACAUUCUAGAAUUUUUGUUACGAAUAUUUAAUAUAUGUUGUGUACGUGUCUCAUCAUCCAGUGACAGUAUUACUACCGUAAAGUCAGCAUCUUUCAACGGGCCACUGUCCGUUAAAAUAGUAUUGUAAAACUUUAGUUAUUCACUAUCAAAAUGGGGUCUAAUUCAGAAAAUAACCAGAUAGCUGGUGCCUUGACCUAUCCAGCCUCCAGCAGCAAUGUGCAACCUAUACCUGUGCAACCUCGUCAGCCCAGAAGUUUACAGGGUCUUCUCCGGUUUGCAAUGGAGGCAACAAAAGCGGAAGAUGCUCCGGGUAACUCUGAGCUUGGGCCAAUGGAUGAAGAGAGGCGUAAAUUCUUAGAGGAGGCCCUCAAAAGCCUUACAGUGAAUGUUGCCGAAGUGCUCCAGAGGGCCAUCAAGGUGCUCACUGAUUCGGAGAAGAUAAGGAGCAUUCAGCUCGGGGAGCCCUUGCCGGAAGAUGUUGAGAGUUCCUUCACCAAUCUGUCGGAGUAUAUUGACGAUAUGGAUAUUGCUAAUGACUUCUACAAAAUGGGUGGGUUCGCCAUCUUCCCGAUCUGCUACAGCAGUGAGAACGAGGAGGUCCGGUCUCGCGCCAGCGGCGUCCUAGCGGAACUGUGUCAGAACAAUCCGUACUGUCAAUCCCGCGCGCUGGAGUGCGGGCUGCUCAAUGUUCUACUGCAUCUGGUGCAGUCUGAGAAGGGCCCCGCACUUGCCAAGUGUCUGUAUGCUAUCUCUUGUUCGUGUCGGGAGUUCGAGCCGGCGUGCCGCGAGUUGAUAUCUCAAGACGGCUGCGGAGCCCUGUGCCCGCUGCUGACGGCCGCCGACACGGCCGCCAGGACCAAGGCCGCCUUCUUCAUCAGGUACCUGUGCCACAACUACCAGGAGGCCAAAGAACAAUUCAUUGAAAACAACAUAGUCAAGACAAUAGCGGAGCAAAUCAGGUCAGGUCGUGACACAACAACAGAACACUUGCUGAGUAUUCUCCAGUCCCUGGUCGAAGGCCUAGACCCAACGGCCCUCAAACAAUUCAGGGACCCAUCAAUCAACUUGAAGAAAGUUCUGGAAGACCUCUUGAAGCAUGAAGACCUGGCCGAUGACACAUUUCUGGAGGAGAAAGAGUAUUGUCACGAGUUGUUGAGGGUUUUCGAUAAUUGCCCAGCGGUUGAAAUUAUUGAUGAGGAAGUGGCUGAUAGAUAAGGUUAAUUAUUGCGUUUUUAGGUUAGUUCUUCUAAAAAAUGUGACGUCCCACGGAUGCCUUUCUGUCGUUAUUGCAUAGGUUCGACAAUGACGUGCGUCGAAACUCAAUAGAGCUUAUUUUGUUUAUUUAUUUGAGAUCUGUGUUGGACGUUGACGGACGUCAAAACAACGUAACACGACGGAGCAGUGGGGCCGCGGAUUAUAGGUACCUUUUGGUCGAUUACUUACGUAUAUUUCUGAUAUCUGCUACUCAAAAACUAUCCAGAUCAAAAAUAACAACAAAUAACUACCGUCCAUAAGAUAUCACAAAUAUGUACUGUGAGAAGCACAAACAUUUGUCUGUGCUUCUGAGUAUGUUCUAUUUCUGUGUUUAUGUCAAUGGGACAAGCGAUACAAGCUUAGUGCUUGUGUGGGCCGUUGAGUUGAGUAUAUCGUCUCGUCAUUUAUUUUUAUUUAACCCACGGAACGUCAUAUUUCAAGGACCAUAGACAAUGCAUUUUUUCCUGGCAGGGUCCUUUGGAGAAUAUAACGGCGUUUUGAUAUCGAUUUAUUUUAAACUUAUGAGGUCACAACACAGCGUUUUUGAUAAUUCCAAAUAUUUUUUUAAACUGUUAACUUUAUUUUUUAAUUUUUUUUGAAAGUUUAAAUUUAUGUUCGCGCGUAAAUAAAUUUUGUGAAAAAUUGUUGGUUUGUUUUGAAAGUACAAGGUGUUAAACACUUAUUUAAGCUAUGUAUGAAAAUAUUUCGUUCUCAGAAUUAAAUUAUUAAUAUUUACUAUU
Messenger RNA from Plodia interpunctella (Indianmeal moth), 2090 nucleotides. RefSeq lists its product as uncharacterized. Gene Ontology annotation, molecular function: adenyl-nucleotide exchange factor activity. The record is from RefSeq and is a predicted model, not a curated record. The transcript has 6 exons. Bases 247 to 1311 code for a protein of 354 amino acids. Lineage: Eukaryota; Metazoa; Arthropoda; Insecta; Lepidoptera; Pyralidae. Gene Ontology annotation, cellular component: endoplasmic reticulum.